AUGGCUAACAUUGGUGGUUAUGUUAACCUACUAAAGAGUCAAACGUCAGUUGACCUUGAAUCACCCGAACAACUAUGGUUCGGUGCCGAAGGUCCUGAUGAGCCUUGCGAGCCUAGUGAGCCUAGUGUGAAGGAGAGGAGGAAAUGGUCUCCUAAAGAAGAUAAAAUCCUCAUCGGCGCUUGGCUUAACACAAGCAAAGACCCUAUCAUCAGCAACGAGCAGAAAGCCGGUGCGUUCUGGAAGAGGAUUGUAGAGUACUACAAUGCAAGCCCUCUUCUCGUUGGGAGUACACCUAGGGAGCUUGGUCAGUGCAAGCAGAGGUGGUCUAGGAUUAAUGGGGAUGUCUGCAAAUUUGUAGGAUGCUUUGAAACGGCUCUGAGGCAGCAGAGAAGUGGUCAAAACGACGAUGAUGUGAUGAAAGCAGCCCAUGACAUAUUCUUCAACGAUCAGGGAACCAAAUUCAUCCUGGAUCACUGCUGGAGAGAGCUAAGGUAUGACCAGAAAUGGUGCACCAACUUUGUGCCUAAAGACGGUGUGAAGGCAAAGCGCAAACAAGUUGCGGAGGGUGUACCUGGAGAAGAGGAAGUGCGAGAACCUGAAGCUAGACCAAUGGGUGUGAAGGCUGCUAAGGCUGCUAAAGCUGCUGGUAAAAGGAAGAUGAGCGCUAGAGAAGAGGAGUUGGCUAAGCUACAGGGCGUUGAAGUCACGGAUGGUCAAGUCACGGGUUAUCAAGUCACGGGUUAUCAAGUCACGGGUUAUCAUCAAGUCACGGGUGUAGGAAGUGUUGUUGCUUAG
Molecule: messenger RNA, 795 nt
Organism: Raphanus sativus (radish)
Lineage: Eukaryota; Viridiplantae; Streptophyta; Magnoliopsida; Brassicales; Brassicaceae
Product: glutathione S-transferase T3-like
Exons: 2
Coding region: 1-795 (264 amino acids)
Source: RefSeq, a predicted model, not a curated record